Molecule: messenger RNA, 3327 nt
Organism: Batrachochytrium dendrobatidis JAM81
Lineage: Eukaryota; Fungi; Chytridiomycota; Chytridiomycetes; Rhizophydiales
Exons: 22
Coding region: 1-3219 (1072 amino acids)
Biological process (GO): vesicle transport along actin filament; actin filament organization
Cellular component (GO): vesicle; actin cytoskeleton; myosin complex
Molecular function (GO): ATP binding; actin filament binding; microfilament motor activity
Source: RefSeq, a predicted model, not a curated record
AUGACUCGAAUCCAGGCAGAUCUGAUGUUUACGUAUAUUGUAAACCCAUUCAAGAAACUUCCGUACUUUACAGACAAAGAAAUAGAAACAUAUCAUGGAUCGGCAGCAUAUGAGCACCCUCCACAUAUAUAUGCGCUUGCAGACAAAAUGUUUCAAAAUAUGAUUGUUGACGAAGAAAAUCAAUGUGUUAUCAUCAGUGGAGAAAGUGGAGCAGGAAAAACUGAGUCGGCGAAGCUUAUCAUGAACUAUAUUGCUGCUGUCUCAAGCAGAGGGUCGGGCACUACAGCUGGUUUAGUUGAUGAGAUCAAACGCAUUAUUCUUGGCUCGAAUCCUUUGCUUGAAUCUUUUGGAAAUGCAAAAACUUUGCGUAAUAAUAAUUCGAGUCGCUUUGGAAAGUAUUUUGAAAUUAAUUUUUCGAAAAAUGGGUCUCCCAUGGGUGGCAAGAUUUCCAACUUUCUUUUAGAAAAGUCUAGAGUAGUUGGUCCCAGCAAAGGCGAGCGUAAUUUCCAUAUUUUUUACCAAAUGACGACAGCCGCAUCUGCCACAGAAAAGGAACAGCUUGGCAUGAUGGAGCCAAAGUAUUUUCAUUACUUGAAUACGAGUGGGGAAUAUCAUGCUGAUGGGAUCAACGACGUGGAAGAGUUUAAUGGCAUGAAAGCUGCCAUGGAUGUAUGCCAAAUAUCCGUUGCCGAUAAGCAUGCCAUAUUGGGACUGGUUGCUGCUAUUUUGCAUAUUGGAAAUAUUGAUUUUGUAGAAGGAGAGCAACCUGGAACUGCAGUUAUUCGAGAUGUGCAAACACUAGAGUUUCCAGCAUAUCUACUGGGUGUAUCGGUGGAGAUGCUCCAGGGAAGCUUACUAAGCCGAGUGAUGCGUACUGGAGGAAUUGGCUCUAAGCGUGCAUCUAUGUACAAUGUACCGCUUAACGUGGAGCAGGCGCAAAAUACUCGAGAUGCUCUUUCCAAAGCACUAUAUAGUCGAGUUUUUGACUGGGUUGUUCAAGCAGUUAACCGUGCCAUGGCAGACUUGGCUAAAAAUAUGAUACGCAAUAAUCAAAUCCUGUGCCUUGGGGUACUAGACAUUUUUGGUUUUGAGAUUUUUGAUAAGAAUGGAUUUGAGCAGUUUUGCAUCAAUUAUGUCAAUGAGCGGCUGCAACAAAUUUUUAUUGAACUCACACUAAAGUCUGAGCAGGAAGAGUAUCAACGAGAGGGGAUCAAAUGGACACCCAUUGACUAUUUUAACAACAAGAUUGUAGUUGAGCUGAUUGAAAGCAAGAAACCUCCGGGAGUUAUGGCCAUUCUUGACGAUGUUUGCUUUACAAUGCAUGCUGUCACGGAAGGAGCAGACCAAAAGUUUGUUCAAAAAUUGGAAGGUGCCGUUCGUGGCCAUAAGCACUAUCAGGGAACUCAAAGUCAAUUUGUUAUUCAUCAUUAUGCUGGGUCAGUCACAUACGAUUGUGACGGAUUUACCGAAUCCAACAAAGACACUCUUUUUAAGGACCUUAUUCAACUGAUGCAAACUACAUCUAGUCAGUUUAUCCGCAACUUGUUUCCUGAAGAGGUGGAUGAUUCUGAUAAGAAGCGUCCUACGACAGUUUCUUUUAAAAUCAAGAACCAAUCCCAGGAGCUUGUGGAUACCUUGAUGCGGUCUACACCUUCGUAUGUACGUUGUAUCAAGCCCAACGAAACAAAGCGUGCCAAGGACUGGGAUUCCAAGCGUGUGGAGCAUCAAGUUCGAUAUCUGAAUUUGAAGGAAAACAUUAAAGUCAGACGUGCUGGCUUUUGCUAUCGUAACACCUUUGAAAAGUUUUUGCGGAGGUUUGCGAUUCUAACACCAGAGACCUUUCCAAAUUGGCAAGGUCCAAUAAAAGAUGGCAUUGGCAUUGUUAUGAAUUCGGUAUGCAUGGAGCCGAGCGAAUGGCAGCUUGGAGUUGGCAAAGUCUUUAUCAAGUCUCCAGAAUCAUUGUUUUUGUUAGAAGAGCAGCGUGAUCGAAAGUAUCAUCAUUAUGCCAAGAUUAUACAGCGUGCUUAUCGCAGGUGGAAGAGUCGCAAGUACUUUUUGGAGAUGCGUAAAAAGGCAGCGGAUGUAAUGUUUAACAACAAGGAAAGAAAGAGAUUUAGUUUAAAUCGCGAGUUUCUCGGAGACUAUAUCAAUUUUCUAGAUAAUCCAAUUCUUAAAAGUCUUGUUGGAAAAGAUGUGAAGGCAGGCUUUGUUGAUGCUGUUACAAAAUACGAUCGGAACUUCAAACCAACUCAGCGGGAAAUUAUUGUUUCAGACACUCAUUUGUUCCUUAUUGGUGCCGAAAAACAAAAAAAUGGUCCUAACAAAGGGAAAUUUGUCAAGGUCGUGAAACGCAAAAUUCCUUUGGGUGAUAUCUCGAGUCUAUCCCUCAGUACCAAAUGUGAUGACUUUUUUGUUUUACACGUAGCAUCGGAUUUUGACAACAUUUUUGAGAAUGUUUUAAAAACAGAGCUUGUUGCUGUGCUUAGCGAAAAAUUCCAAAUCGCCACUGGGCGUCCCUUGGUGAUCAAUUUCACAGACACUAUUAAAUAUACUGUAAAAAAGACAACCUGGCAAAGUGGCGGUAUUUUGGAGCUUCGGUUUAUUGUUGACAAUGCUGUUCGACUCCCUGUUGCCAAACAUUCAAACAAGGUGACUGAGAUCCGAGUAAGUCCCGGUUUACCAAAAGAUUCAAAGCCAUUCCCAAGAACUCUGUUUGAUAAUCAAAAGAAGCAAACCAAAGUCACGAAUCACCCCACUGCCCAGUAUGUACCUUCUGCGGCCAACCAGUAUCACUCACCAAACCACAUCGUGUCACCACCACAGCAAAUGCAACCUCAGCAGCAUCAGGUUCAGCAUCAUCAGGUUCAGCAGCAAAUGCAAUCACAACAGAUUCUCAAUCAGUCGUUGCAAUCAUCUAUUGGCCAGCGAGCCGCCAAUUUAUCUGGAAACACCACUCCAUAUGGAUCCAACAAUCAACUUGGCAGCAUUUCAGCGGUUGCAGCAGCUGCUAAAAAGAAACCUGUUCCUCCACCACCACCUGCUAAAAAAGUUCCGAGAUGCACAGCUCUUUAUGACUAUAAUGCUACAGAAGCUGAUGAACUUUCAUUUAAAGUCGGUGAGAUUGUAGUGAUCACCUCCAAGGAUGAUCCAGGCUGGUGGACAGGCACUUUGAACGGCCGAAAGGGGCUUUUUCCUUCAAAUUAUGUCCAAGAGAAUUAGUCUCUGUAGAAGCAAGACUUUUUUUCUGUGUCUGACACUUUUGGGUAUCCUAUCAAAGACACCAAACCAAAACAGAUAUUCAAUAAAACAAUUUAUCAAUGUUUAACA